Messenger RNA from Vitis riparia (riverbank grape), 2468 nucleotides. RefSeq names its product protein LEO1 homolog. The transcript is spliced from 12 exons. NCBI's taxonomy places the organism in Eukaryota, Viridiplantae, Streptophyta, Magnoliopsida, Vitales, Vitaceae. Gene Ontology annotation, biological process: transcription elongation by RNA polymerase II; positive regulation of transcription elongation by RNA polymerase II. Gene Ontology annotation, cellular component: Cdc73/Paf1 complex; nucleus. Gene Ontology annotation, molecular function: RNA polymerase II C-terminal domain phosphoserine binding. Bases 269 to 2140 code for a protein of 623 amino acids. The record is from RefSeq and is a predicted model, not a curated record.
GAUACCAAUUAAACCUAAUUUGAAUGUAGUCCGAUAUACCAGAUGAACUGGUUCCAAUACCAGAAUCAGAUUUGAUAUUUCUUCGAUCCAAUUCCCAGCCACUGUAAGAAAUCCGCAGUCCGCACGUAGUUUUCGCCGCUUACUCCCCACGUGGCAACACUCUGGGCUUAAACCCUGAGAAAAAUAGGGAGAUCUGCUAUACAAAUCGCUGAUAAAACAACUCUCCGCCUGCUUCAUACAUCGAGGUUUUUGAGGAGGACGGAGAGAGAUGGGAGAACACAAGAGACACCAGAUGAUGCAGAACCUAUUCGGCGAUCAAUCAGAAGAGGAAGAAGAAGAGAUCGAUUCUGAGCACGAGUCCAACCCCCAACCUGGCUACAUCUCUGAUGAAGGAGAGGGAGGACCAGAGCCUGAGGGUGAAGGUGAAAUAGAGGGGCAAGGGGAGGCAGAGGUGGAGAGUGAGGGUGAAUUACGUGAUGUAGACCCUGAUCCUGGAGAGAGUGAGGCUGAAAGAGAUCAAAGUUCUGAGGACGUAGAAGUUGGUGAUCAAAGGGAGGAGAGUGAAGGAAGAGAAACUGGAAGUGAUGAAAAAGAAGGAUAUGGUCAAAGGGUAGUAACAAGCAGGCGACGCGAUGUUAUUGAGAGUGGAUCAGAGAGGUCUGAGGAGAACCAUUAUGCUGACCAUGAAGAUGAGGAAGUGGAUCAGGCUAGAAGUCCUAGUAGAUCACCUGGAGAGGAGAAGGAUCAGACUCACAAUUCUCACUCGGUUGCUGAGAUUCGUGAUGUAUUUGGUGAGUCUGAUGAUGAAGAAGCAGCAGAAUAUGCAGUUGAUAAUGAGAUUGAGCAGAAUUCCAUUAGAUCCCCUAUGGAAGAAGAAGGGAGCUAUGAGAAAAACCUGAGACCAGAGGAUAUACUCCCUGAUGAAGAUGCUCAAUAUGGGUCAGAAGAGGAGAAUGUUGAGAUUAAAUCUAAAGAGAAGCCUGUUGGGCCUCCUUUGGUGCUAGAGGUUCCACUACGGCGGCCUCCAGCUCACUCAGAUAAGAUGAACAUGAUAAAAGUUUCUAAUAUAAUGGGCAUUGAACCAAAGCCAUUUGACCCUAAAACGUACGUAGAAGAGGACACAUUUGUGACAGAUGAAUCUGGAUCCAAGAAACGCAUACGCUUGGAGAACAACAUUGUCCGCUGGAGGAAUGUUAAAAAUCCAGAUGGCACAACAUCUUAUGAGAGCAAUGCGCGUUUUGUGAGAUGGUCGGAUGGCAGUUUACAGCUAUUAAUUGGGAAUGAAGUUCUUGACAUAUCAGUGCAAGAUGCCCAGCAUGACCAAUCACACCUUUUUCUUAGACAUGGAAAGGGAAUUCUCCAAUCGCAAGGGAGAAUUUUGAGAAAGAUGAGAUUUAUGCCCUCGUCUUUGUCAUCGAAUUCUCACAGGUUGUUAACAGCUCUUGUUGAUUCACGACAUAAAAAGGUUUAUAAGGUUAAGAACUGCAUCACAGACAUUGAUCCUGAGAGGGAAAAGGAGGAAAAAGAAAAGGCUGUGAGUCAAACAAUCAGAGCUAAUCAACUUCUUAACCGAAAGCGGGAGAAGGUGAAUCGAAAGUAUACACAAACAGUGGACAGGGGGCGCCAACUGUCCCCUGGAUUCUUGGAGGAAGCACUGGAUGAGGAUGACGAGCCGGAUUAUCAUGAUUCUCGCCGCCAUCGUCGUCGGUUUGAGGAUGAUCUUGAAAUGGAUACUCGAGCUGAAAAACGAAUUUUUAAUGUGAAGAAGGGACAUAAAGACAUUCCUCGCAAAUCAUCCUUGUCGGCUAUUAAAUCAUCUAGGCGUCCAGUGGAUUUCUCUGACAGUGAGAGAGAGGAGUCUGAGUAUGAAAGCGAUGGGGAGGAAGAUGAGAGGUCUUUCUCCCGGAAGAGGGCAGAGGAACCAGAGGAGGAAUAUGCUGAAGAGGAUGAAGAGGAAGAUGAACAUGAUGAAGAAGAGGCUGAAGCGAAUGAAGAAUCAGAGGAGGAGGUUGAGGAACCAAAGCAAAAGGGUAAGGAGUAUGCCAAGCGCAAGGGAAUUGAAUCAGAUGAGGACUCUCCUCCAAGAAAGACUGCUAGCCACCGGCGAAUGGCAUUUGUUUAUGAUAGUGAUGAGGAGUAAAAACUUGCUUCAGAAGCUUACAGUAUAACCUUAAGGAAUACUUGGUCGCAAACUUUGAGUAAAGAUAGCAGGAAAAAAAAGGAAGUGUGGAUGGGGUCGUUUUGAACUGCCCUUACGAUCCUUCACACUCCCUAUAGGCAUUCCUUAAAUAAUGGACUCCAAUUAGAAGGGUAUUUGUAUUUUUGAUGAUGAUCCUCCUGACUAUUUUCUGUAAAUGGUAUAGUAAUCAAGACCAUUCUUGUUAUUAGCAUUGUAGUUAUUAUGUCCUUAUGAAAUUUAUGCCAAGAAAGCAUCUUUUCGAUGUAUUAACUGGCUGUUUUAGCCUGAA